CUUGACGGGGCCCUGUUGGCCCCCUCCGGCUGCAGCGUUUGGAGCUUCUCGGCCGGUCCCACCCCAGCUUGUGUGCACAGGAUGUACAGCCCGAAGAAGCCGUACGACAGCCCCCCCAGCUACGGUCCCCCAGGGGAGGACUAUGGGUACGCCGUCCACUCACCCCCCCCGGGCUCCUACUACAUCGAGGACCAGCCCCAGCAUUUCUACAAGUGGACCUCCCCUCCCGGCGUGAUGAAGAUCCUGGAGGGCGUGGGGAUCCUGCUCUGCGUGGCCAUCUUCGCCUGCGUGGCCUCCACCUUCGUCUGGGACUACGGCUACGGGGGGCUCUAUGGCAGCUCCAUGGGGGGCUACUACGGGGGGGGUUACGGUGGAGGCCUGGGCGGCUACUAUGGCGGCUACGGAGGAGGCCUGGGCGGCUACUACGGCGGCUAUGGCAUGGGCUACUAUGGCGGCAUGACCAACCCCCGCUCGGCCAGCGGCUUCAUGAUUGCCAUGUCGGUGCUGUGCUUCAUCGCGCUGCUGGCCCUGGCCAUCACCAGCCUCACCAAGUCCAGGGGGGCCCGGUCCAGGCGGUUCUACUUGGUGGCCAUCGUGGUCUGCGCCCUCUUGGCCUUCCUCAUGCUGAUUGCCUCCAUCGUCUACAUCAUGGGGGUCAAUCCCCAGGCCCAGAUGUCGGGGAGCUACUACAAUGCCAACCCCAUGCUCGCCUUGUGCAACCAGGUGUACACCUCGGGAGCCGUCUUCAACCAGUACCUCUACCAUUACUGCAUGGUGGACCCGCAGGAGGCCGUCGCCAUCGUCUGCGGCUUCCUCCUGGUGAUCCUGCUCUGCAUCAACUGCUUCUUUGCCCACAAGACGCGCCAGAAGAUUUGGCGGUUUGGGAAGCCCAACAUUUACUGGGACCGGCCGCCGGUGCUGGAGGAGGGUCCCAACGUGGAGGAAUGGGUGAAGAACGUGGACGACCGGGCCAGCCCCACCGAUUCGGCCACCAUGGCGUACUCGGAGAAGCCCACCAGCCCCGUCAAUGCUCCCGUCAGCCCCUCCAACUACCGAGCUGUGGAGCGGGACUACGCAGAAGUCCAGGGCAGCCCGCCUUUCCACGCAUCCGCGGACAAGCGCGCUCGGACCUUGAGUUCCAGCACUUGGGAAGAGAAAACCCAGGAGACCCCCAGCAAGCCGCCCGCCCGCAGGGGCAGGAGGGGGCGGAGGAGGAACCCGGAGCUGGAGGAGUCCCAGUACGAGACCGACUAUACCACGGCGGUGGAGUCCAGCGACGAGCAGGACCCGGACGAGUGGGCCAGCCACUACCCACCAAUCACAUCCGCUGACGCCCGCCAGAAAUACAAGCAGGAUUUUGACACCGACCUCAAGCACUACAAGCAGCUUUGUGCCGAGAUGGACGGCAUCAACGACCAGAUCCACCAGCUCAGCAAGCAACUGGACCUCUUGCCAGAGGACACCCUCCAGUACCAGGGAGUGGCGGAGGAGUACAAUCGCCUGAAGGACCUGAAGCGCACUCCGGAGUACCAGAGCAAGAAAAUGGAGAACAAGUCCCUGAGGAAGAAGCUUUUCCACAUCAAGCGGAUGGUGAGCGAGUACGACAAGCACCGAGGGUGAGCUGGGGCGGGGCCCUGGGUGAGAGGAGCCGGGGCCCAGCUUCCUCUGGGGCCCCGAAGGACUGACUGGCAGCCGCCACGCAGCGGCCCUUCCUCUUGCCCGGCCGUU
Candoia aspera is the source of this 1728-nucleotide messenger RNA. RefSeq names its product occludin-like. Gene Ontology annotation, biological process: positive regulation of transcription elongation by RNA polymerase II; bicellular tight junction assembly; snRNA transcription by RNA polymerase II. The coding region runs from base 82 to 1620 and encodes 512 amino acids. NCBI's taxonomy places the organism in Eukaryota, Metazoa, Chordata, Lepidosauria, Squamata, Candoiidae. The record is from RefSeq and is a predicted model, not a curated record. Gene Ontology annotation, molecular function: cis-regulatory region sequence-specific DNA binding. The transcript is spliced from 7 exons. Gene Ontology annotation, cellular component: bicellular tight junction; membrane; transcription elongation factor complex.